Molecule: messenger RNA, 1739 nt
Organism: Solanum pennellii
Lineage: Eukaryota; Viridiplantae; Streptophyta; Magnoliopsida; Solanales; Solanaceae
Product: diacylglycerol kinase 7-like
Exons: 12
Coding region: 125-1570 (481 amino acids)
Molecular function (GO): ATP-dependent diacylglycerol kinase activity
Source: RefSeq, a predicted model, not a curated record
AAAUUCCCUCGGCUCUAUGCUAUUUUCUCCUUUAGCGCUUCUUUUACUUAUACUUCUCAACUUUAACAACUUGUUCUCAUAACUCACCACUGUCUGUCUUUUACUCUAUUUUCGAUUCGCAAAGAUGGAUUCGACAGCAAGUCGGAGAACGGCAUCAGGGAGAUCGUCGGUGGUAGAGUCAAUUAAAGGUUUUACUUUCGCCGGAGUUAGGAUUUCCAAAGAGGAUCUACGGAGGAGAAUUACUAUGCCGGAAUAUUUAAGGCUGGCCAUAAGGGAGGCUAUACUGAAUAAGGAUGUCGAUACAGUAAGACGGCAUCUCGAUACGGCUUAUGCCGCCGGCGCCGAGAUUCCUCAGCCGGCGGAAGCGCCGAUUAUCGUCUUUAUUAAUUCUAAAAGUGGUGGAAGACAUGGUCCACAGCUUAAAGCUAGGCUACAGGAACUCAUGGGUGAAGAACAGGUUUUUGACCUUUCAGAUGUGAAGCCUCAUGAGUUUGUUCAAUAUGGAUUGAGUUGCCUGGAGAAGUUUGCUGCUCUUGGUGACAGUUGUGCAAAAGUGACUCGUGAAAGGAUAAGAGUCGUGGCAGCAGGAGGUGAUGGCACCGUUGGAUGGAUUCUUGGCUGCCUUGGAGAUCUUAAGAAACAGGGCCGAGAACCAGUUCCACCAACAGGAAUAAUCCCACUUGGCACAGGAAAUGACUUAUCCAGGAGUUUUGGAUGGGGGGGCUCAUUUCCUUUUAACUGGAAGUCAGCCACAAAAAGUAUUCUUGAUAGAGUUGCAACAGGUCCAAUUAACCGUCUGGAUAGUUGGAAUCUUCUAAUAUCAAUGCCAGCUGGGGAUAAACUGGAAACACCUCAUUCUCUAAAAUCUACUGAGGAUGCAUCUCUUGAUCAGGAACUGGAAAUUGAUGGUGAGUUGCCCAAGAAGUUGUCCAACUAUCAAGGAGUAUACUACAAUUACUUUAGCAUAGGAAUGGAUGCACAGGUAGCUUAUGGCUUCCAUCAUUUACGGAAUGAAAAACCAUACCUUGCACAAGGUCCCAUAUCAAACAAGUUGAUUUACUCAGGAUAUAGUUGCACGCAAGGCUGGUUCUUUACACCAUGUAGCAGUGACCCUUGUUUGAGGGGAUUGAAUAAUAUUCUGCGACUGUAUGUUAAGAAGGUCAACAGCUCAAAGUGGGAGAAAAUCUCUGUUCCUUCAAGUGUUCGGUCAAUAGUCACUCUGAAUCUCCCUAGCUAUGGCGGUGGAAGGAAUCCAUGGGGACGUUUGAAGCCAGAGUACUUGGAGAAGAGGGGUUUUGUGGAAGCCCAUGCAGAUGAUGGUUGCAUUGAAAUUUUUGGCCUGAAACAAGGAUGGCAUGCCUCUAUGGUUAUGGUUGAGCUCAUUUCUGCAAAACACAUUGCGCAGGCUUCAGCAAUUAGAUUUGAGUUGCGUGCAGGAGAGUGGGAUGAAGCUUAUAUGCAGAUGGACGGUGAACCAUGGAAACAACCAAUUAGCAAGGAAUAUUCAACCUUCAUUGAAAUUAAGAGAGUACCAUUUCAGUCUCUCAUGGUUAACGGCAAGAGAAAUUGAUCUUGUAGUUAUCUAUGUUCAUGUAAAGCAUUUCAAUCUCUCAGAAUAGCUUUUGCUUGUUGACAUGUACAUACACAUAAUUUAUACACAUUGACAUAUUAUCUAUUUAAUGAAUAGAUUAUGCACAGAAAUGAAUUGCAUAAACAUUAAAGUGUUGAUUUUACCAUGA